Messenger RNA from Cricetulus griseus (Chinese hamster), 1779 nucleotides. Lineage: Eukaryota; Metazoa; Chordata; Mammalia; Rodentia; Cricetidae. The record is from RefSeq and is a predicted model, not a curated record.
AUGGGUCUCUGCAUUCAAGAUAAGAAGUCAGACCACAACACACCGCCCCAUUUGCUGGAGACUCGGCAAGGGCUGUUCCAGCAGGCAAACUACUUUUCUAAACUUGCAAAGCCUCCCUCCAUAUGCAAAAUAGUGGGAAAAACCAUCCUGGACGGACUGGGACUUCCUACUCUACAGGUGGAAAUCUCCUGCACCAUUCAAAAUUUCCCCAAGUAUAUCUGUUCCGUGGUGAUACCUGCUCACUUCGAAGUCCCCGAGAAUGCUUUGCCAGAGGUGGUGGACGCCGAGGAGGCAAAAAGGCAGCUGGCAGUGACCACAGCUGUGCAGUGGGUCAACGAGUCCAUGACAGAGCAGCUGUGGGGUCUGAUCCCCUUCAACCAGGCCGAGGUGGACAGCAGGCUCAGGAUAUUCUUUGAAAAUAAAGUACAAGAAGAUAAAGAGAGAAGAGAAUUGGAGAGGAGCCCUGAGGAGCCCGUGCUCGUGCCUUCCCCUUUAAUGCCACAGCCACCUCCGCCACCUGCCCCCAAAAAGAAAGGACAGAAGCAAGGGCGGAGGGACACUCUUGUGGAGAAACCUGUCCUACCCGCAGAGCCCCCCGAACCAAUCCUCCAUGGCAGCAUGGCCAUCGGCGCCGUGUCACUAGCUGUUAUCAAAGCCAGUGCCCACCUGACCAGUACCCCCCUGUACAUGAGCAUCACGUCACUGAAGCAUGGCCAGGAGCAGCCCUCGAACUUCUCUAUGCCUUUGCUGAUGGGAUCUGUACUCAGCUGUGGGAAGUCAUCGCCUGGGAAGCUAAAUCUCAUGAAAGAAGUGAUGUGCAUACCCCAUCCCGGAUUAACAGCCAAACAAGGUAUAGAGUUGCUUCUGGAAAUUCAGAAACAAAUUAACAGAAUGAUGGAGAUGCUCCCAACUCCAAAACCAGAGACCAAAAAGGGGCAUGAUGCAAGCAAAAGAUUGCAGCAGCCCAUCACUGGCAAGAUGUCCCAUCUUGGCUGUCUAAACACUAACUAUGACACCAUAGAGCAGCCACUGCUUCUUAUCCAAGGGGUCUGCUCGAGCCUGGGGCUAGAGCUGGGAACCAACCUGCACCUGGCCAUCAACUGCGCCGCCCACGAGCUGAUGGACUAUAGUAAAGGGAAGUACGAAGUGAUGGUGGGCGCCCACAAGAACAUGGCCGAGAUGAUGGAGCUGUACGUGGAUCUGAUCAACAAGUAUCCCUUCAUCAUUGCCUUAAUCGAUCCUUUCAGGAAGGAGGACUCUGAACAGUGGGACAGCAUCUAUACUGCUCUGGCUUCCAGGUGCUACAUAAUUGCAGGGGCCGCUUCCAGAAGCAUCUCUAAGGUCCUAGAGCACAGAAAUACCAGCACCCCCAAGUCCCAUGGGCUGAUCAUAAGCCACACAAACCAAACCACAAUGUCUGACCUGGUGGAAAUAAGCCAUCUUCUCGACAGUCAGAAGCAGCUGGCCAUCUUUGGGAGCACAGAAGCAGAGUCCUCUGAUGACAGCCUUGUCGAUCUGGCUGUUGGACUCGGUGCCCGGUUUAUCAAGUUGGGGGGUCUUUCUCGGGGUGAACGGGUGACCAAAUACAACCGCCUCCUUACUAUAGAGGAAGAACUCAUCCAGAGUGGAACAUGGGGUUUCAGUGAGGAACACAAUUUUUCUUCCUUUCAAGAAGACGCUGAAAAGACACUGGAGUCUACAGCCAUGAUGGCCGAGGAAACUCUUGGGCCACUGGAGUCCAUCUUCCCCACAGAAGUGUAGGAAUCAGCUAAAACAUGA